This is a messenger RNA of Chenopodium quinoa (quinoa), 836 nucleotides long. RefSeq names its product organelle RRM domain-containing protein 2, mitochondrial-like. The transcript is spliced from 4 exons. Bases 121 to 546 code for a protein of 141 amino acids. Lineage: Eukaryota; Viridiplantae; Streptophyta; Magnoliopsida; Caryophyllales; Amaranthaceae. The record is from RefSeq and is a predicted model, not a curated record. Gene Ontology annotation, molecular function: RNA binding.
AACUGUUAUAGAGCGAGGGUUCCAAACUCGAACACUGUCGCCUCUUUUUGUCUCUCAUCUGCCAAUUGCCACAGAAAAACCACAAAAAGUAAAAGCUUAAACCCUCCUCCAAACUCGGCAAUGGCGAUGAGAGCAGCUGUAAUGGCGGCGGUGGCUCCUCGAGGGCUAAAUCGUCUUUUCGCAACCUCCGCAUUCAACUUCACACCUCCGCCUUCCCCUCAGAAAGAGCCUGAGGCUGAUCCCUCUCCCAACCUCUUCGUCUCCGGUCUUAGCAAACGUACUACUACAGACGGAUUACGAGAAGCCUUUUCAAAGUUUGGCGAAGUGGUUCAUGCCAAAGUGGUGACUGAUCGCGUCUCAGGAUAUUCUAAAGGGUUUGGUUUUGUGAGAUAUGCUACUACAGAAGAGGCUAGCGCAGGAAAGGCAGGCAUGGAUGGCAACUUCUUAGACGGAUGGGUGAUUUUUGCUGAGUAUGCAAAACCACGACCUCCCCCAACACAACAGCAAUUUGGAAACCCUCCAUUCGGUUCAAAUUUUCAACGAUAAAAAUACUUGCUCUUUUUUAUCAUUUUGAUGUGGAAGUGUGGUUCAUUCUUAUCAGUUAUCAUGGUCAUAGUAUAUUCUUGAUCUAUUUUUGUACUCAUUAUGAGAACUUUAGUUAAUGAACUUUAGUAUUAAAUCCAAAUCCGGCUUUCUGUGUUGGAUCACUGAUAUUGAACCAAGUAUAGACUUCUUGAACUGAAAUGUAAUCAAGGAGUGAAUGUAAAAUAGCUGAAACUUGCCUUUUGAGAAUUGAAGUAUACAAACUGAGGUUAGAGUUUUCGUUUGUCGAUUCA